AUGAAAAGCAGUCGCACUACGAAUGACAGCUCAACGUCAUGUAAACUGCAGCAAAAGUGUAGCAUCUCGCGCAAAUUUGGUGCAAUUGUUGGGCUCCAGUUUCUAGUAGACGCUGCUUUUGGUGUCAUGAGUCCGAUUAUCUCUAUUGUCAUGACCGAAUAUUUUGCUAGAUUACAUCGAAAUGGGUUGUCAAUUGACUGUGGAACUAAUCCACAUGAGAAAGCUUGUAUUAAAGGAUCACAAGAGGCUGCAUGGGUAUCAAGCCUUUUUUCUGCUUUAGGAUCUGUGCUCAACUUUGUGUUGGCCCCAAUGCUUGGUCAAGCUUCAGAUGUCUACGGACGCAAGCCAUUUCUAGUGCUAAGCCAGCUUGUCAGGGUUGGAACGCCAUUCUCCGUCAUGUACUUUAUGCAGUUAGGGGGUUCCAUUGCUCCUUACUUGGUAUUGAGACUGAUUGAUUAUGGAUUUGGGACUGCUGGAGUUAUGAACGGUGCUGUCGCUGAUGUUGUAAGACCCGAAAAUCGAGCGGCAGCGUUUGGCGUUUUGCUCGCGAGUCUUUCAGUUGGUUAUUGCGUCAGUGCUUUUAUCGCACCAUUCUUCUCUCGAGAUCAUAUUUUGCAAAUUGCUGCUGUUUUGUUCGUGUUACGAGUUGCCUGGGCGAUGAUUAUCUUGCCUGAGACCUUACCAUUCCAAGCACGUAUGAAGAAAACGCGCUGGGUCAUGGAAAACCCCAUCAGCGUUAUGUCGAUCCUCUUCCGAAACAAGUUGUUCCUGCGACUGACGUGCCUGAUUGUUCUUACAAGCUUUGCUACGAGCGGAAUGUCUCAGAUUCAGCUCUUCUACCUGAAUACUAUCGUGGGAUUUGACGUGAAAGAUUUUGGUAACUUGAUGCUUCUUUGGGUCGUCUUGGCGUUGCUGGUGCAAGGUCUGUUGCUCAAGCCUCUGAUAACCUGCUUCAAAGAGAAAGGUGUGAUCAUUAUUGCGACAAUCGCCAGCUUUGUGAAGACGGUUGGCUACAUUGGAACGGCAUUUUACCCCCAAAAAUGGGUAGUCUACGCUUUGUGUGUGCCUGGAAGCCUCAACGACCUGUCAUUCCCCGCGAUUGCAGCUCUCAAGUCGAUGAACGUGUCGGAAAAAGAGCAAGGACGUUUACAAGGCGCAAUUUACGGUGCUCGAUCAGUUUUUGAUGCGCUUGGACCCGUCAUUUUCUCUUCAUUGUAUGCUGCUAUGACGCAGCAAUCCGUGGUGUCCCAGGCACUCCCGUACUUUGUGGCUUCGUCCAUCAUUUUUGUCGGGAUCGGGGUGGCUAUGUCAUUGCCAGUCGGUAGACCUUCAUUUUCUUGGAAUAUCAUUGCUGCCACUGCGCCUGUUCCAUCCGAGACAUGCGGUGAUACGCCAUCUUCGUCCUCCGUCUACUUUGAGACUGACGAUGAUGAAGUAGACGAAGAUGAAGAGCAUGCAAGUGAUACAAAGAACGGUGAUGAUGACACAUAUCUAGUCGAGCCAUUACUGAAAAACAGCUCAACGACAGGAUAUGCUCACACUGAACGACGUUUGGAAUAG
Messenger RNA from Peronospora belbahrii, 1560 nucleotides. Lineage: Eukaryota; Oomycota; Peronosporomycetes; Peronosporales; Peronosporaceae. The record is from the annotation of a GenBank genome assembly.